Molecule: messenger RNA, 1825 nt
Organism: Liolophura sinensis
Lineage: Eukaryota; Metazoa; Mollusca; Polyplacophora; Chitonida; Chitonidae
Exons: 3
Coding region: 285-884 (199 amino acids)
Biological process (GO): small GTPase-mediated signal transduction
Molecular function (GO): GTPase activity; GTP binding
Source: RefSeq, a predicted model, not a curated record
UGCGGACAGAGCUUGGGAAAUACGGACUAGAUUCGAGGCGUUUUAUAGAGAGAGAGGCUGAUGUAAUUUCGCUGUUUCCAGCCCCUGUGUAUACAUACAGGCCUAUGCCCUGAUACGAGAGCUAUACGCUUCAGUACAGUAUUAUUCCCCCAUAGCUGUAGUCAUUCCGAAGUCUUAUAGUACCGGUAUGAGAUUGUAAUCGGCAUAUUUGAAAACUGUCUGGAAGGGAAAGUAUUAGUUCACUAAAUGUCCGCAGAUUUGUUAGAUUCGAAAUAAUCGAGAGAAUGGAGGGAGAUUUAAAUACAUUUAAGUGUGUAGUUGUUGGAGAUGACGCUGUGGGGAAGACUAGCUUGUUAAUCAGUUACGCCACCAGGACUUUCCCGGCCAAUAAAGUUCCAGACAUAUUCGACAACUAUGCAGGUUGCGUGGUAAUGGGUGGGAUCCCCUAUUCCAUGUCCCUGAUUGACACCUCAAAACAGAUUGACUCCGAGGGCUUGAGGUCACAUUUGUAUGAAGGUACUGACGUGUUUAUAGUGUGCUUCUCCGUGGUGCGUCCCGAGUCUAUGGAGAGUGCCCAAGAAAGAUGGCUGCCUGACAUCAAAGAGAACUACCCAGAUGUUCCUGUUGUUGUCAUCGGCACACAAACGGACUUGAGAGAAAACCAGGCUGUGGUGCAAUUUCUGAAACACGAGUGCCAAACCCCUGUGAGCUAUGCACAAGGAGCUGCUCUGGCUAAAAGACACGGCGCCAAGGACUACCUGGAGGUCUCUCCAUUCAACCAAAGAAAACUCAGACACUUGUUGGACAGAAGUUUGACGUGCGUUUUAUCGUCUUCUGAUUCAAAAAGACCGAAAGCGGAAAACUCUGGCUGCAAAAUCAUGUGAUACAAAUCAGGAAACCAUGCUCAUUUAAUGACCUGACUUGGUGAGUUAAGGCGAAAAUUUCUCUAGGGUGUAAUCAGGAAAGCCAUUAAAUAUACGAAGUGAACCUGCCUCGGUUUGAAGCCAGAUAUUGAAAUAUGCGUUUGUUGUUUUGAGUUAUGGCGCCACUGUUACUUAGAUAAGAUCGUUUACGUCAUACCGGAGUUAUUAAGCUUACUGAAGUACCUGUGUCUUCGAUAAGUAGGUAAUUGAUUUGUAUGCCUGGUGCACUUUUGUUGAUCGUCAGCAGUAGAUGGAACUACGAGGAUACGAUCUCCAGCAGGUGACAGUGGGAUCCGUGUCAUCAUGAUCAUCGUCUCACCAUUGAGGUUGUCUCCCCCUACCCUCUCCACCAGUUCGUCUCAUUUUCAGCUAUAUCCUACAUCAUGUUAAGUCGUCAUACUCGUUUACAGAUAAACCUAGAUUGUGUUUUAAUACACUUUCCGUUUUGCUACGCCCCAACACAGAAAGCAGCUAACACUUUUCUUCACAUGAGUAACUUUGCGGCAUGCGGACUGGUAAGCAGGGAGAUUUGAAGCAGCACGUUAUAAAGGAAAGGCAUUUCAAGAAAUUGUUUAAAUGCCAGAAACCGUUGACAAGUACAGUCAUUUGUUUAUUAAAAUGUAAUUUAUAUUUUCAUUUUGAUGUGAAAACCGCAGUGUACACGGUUUCGCCUUUGUCCACCUUACUUUGUAUGUUAAUUCUACACCCUGUAGGAAAUGCUGGUCAUUUCAGUCUUCCACUUUGUGUACAUUGUUUAUAAUGGCGGCGACCAGCGACAUUUAUUUUGAGGCCAGUUGACUGAAUGUUUAAUUUAUUGUUAUAUAAAUGUAUUUAUACUUUCUACUCAGUCAUAUAUACACACUGUACAUAUAACUUUGACAGUGUGAUAACUGAUAAAUAUA